GGCAGGUACCCCAAAGCAGUAAACACUGCCCUUGAGCAGAUAGAUAAUUUUGGUCAUCUUGAACUCGGUAUCCGAUCGAAUUUCCUGAAACCCAAAACUUUAGAAGACAAUUCAAAUCCCAAAAUCACCUUUUUUUGCUGAAUUCUCAAAGGCUAAGAGAAAACCAGGAGGAAAAAAUGGCUUCAGACGUGCACUGUUGUGGGGUUGAAUUCUCAUUGUAUCUCCUGAUAAUUGUGGGAUUGGUUUGUUUCGCUGGGUUGAUGGCUGGACUAACACUGGGUCUCAUGUCUCUGGGCCUCGUCGAUCUUGAAGUCCUCAUGAAGUCUGGCAGUCCUCAAGAUCGUAUACAUGCCGCAAAGAUAUUUCCCGUUGUAAAAAACCAGCAUCUUCUGCUUUGUACGCUAUUGAUUGGAAACUCUUUGGCAAUGGAGACUCUUCCCAUUUUUCUGGACAAGCUUGUGCCUCCAUGGGCUGCAAUUUUGGUAUCAGUGACUCUGAUCCUCAUGUUUGGAGAGAUAUUGCCACAAGCUGUCUGCACUCGGUAUGGCUUGAAAGUUGGAGCUGCAAUGGCACCAUUCGUUCGUGUUCUUCUUUUCCUUUUCUUACCAAUUUCUUAUCCAAUCAGCAAGGUUUUGGACUGGAUGUUGGGAAAGGGACAUGCUGCCCUACUACGAAGAGCAGAGCUAAAGACUUUCAUGGAUUUUCAUGGCAAUGAGGCUGGGAAAGGUGGGGAUCUAACUCAUGAUGAGACAACUAUCAUUGCCGGGGCACUUGAAAUGACUGAAAAGACUGCCAAAGUUGCCAUGACGCCAAUUUCAAAUGCAUUUUCCCUUGAUCUGGAUACAACUCUUGAUUUGGAAACAUUGAAUAAAGUAAUGACAAUGGGUCUUAGCAGAGUUCCGGUUUAUUAUGGAAACCCAACAAAUAUAAUUGGACUUGUUCUGGUUAAAAAUCUUUUAACAAUUGAUUCAGAAGGUCCAGUUCCACUGAGAAAAAUAAUCAUAAGAAAAAUCCCACGGUAUAGAAUCUCCUCCUUUUUGUUAUAG
Molecule: messenger RNA, 1046 nt
Organism: Hibiscus syriacus
Lineage: Eukaryota; Viridiplantae; Streptophyta; Magnoliopsida; Malvales; Malvaceae
Product: DUF21 domain-containing protein At1g47330-like
Exons: 8
Coding region: 177-1046 (289 amino acids)
Biological process (GO): magnesium ion homeostasis
Cellular component (GO): intracellular membrane-bounded organelle
Source: RefSeq, a predicted model, not a curated record